Messenger RNA from Trichomonas vaginalis G3, 978 nucleotides. RefSeq names its product integrase core domain containing protein family. The record is from RefSeq and is a predicted model, not a curated record. The coding region runs from base 1 to 978 and encodes 325 amino acids. The transcript has a single exon. Lineage: Eukaryota; Parabasalia; Trichomonadida; Trichomonadidae. Gene Ontology annotation, molecular function: nucleic acid binding. Gene Ontology annotation, biological process: DNA integration.
AUGAAGGGAGGAAUGAAAUCCAAAACUUCAUCAUCCAAAAUCAAAGCAGAUAAAAUUAAACCACUUGCAACACCAAAACCUCCAACGACAGUACCUCCUCCUUCAGUUAAUCCUUCAUCAUUCACUUUAUUAUAUCCAUUUCAAACAUUAAAGAAACAAAAAGAUUUUAAAAAGGAUUUCAAGAUAUUAAAUAAACCAAUUGACCCGAAAAUUCAACCGUUAAAGGAAAAAUUUAGUCGCCCUUCAUUUGCACCAUAUCCAUAUUCGUACGAAAUCGAUCAUCUGGAAUAUUCAAAAGGAAACGUUACUUAUUUAUUCACCAUUAACAUUAACACUAGAUAUUUAUAUUGCAUUCCGGUGAAAGGGAAAACAGAACAGGAAACAAGAAGAGCUAUACAAUACUUACUAGAUCAUGAAAGAGUAGAUAAUAUAAGGGGUGAUGGUGAUAAAGGAUUUCAGGCAGCUAUGAUUCAUUAUUUCCCACAAAUUAAUUUUUACUUUUCAUCCUCUCCAUAUACGUUUCAUAAUAAAAUAGUUGAUGCGGUAAUGAGAACUCUUAGAGAUGCGUUAGGGGUUAACGGUCAGAUAUACUGGGAUGGAAAUCAUGACUCCAUCAUACAGCAGUUAGUAUAUUAUUACAAUAAUACAUGGCAUAGAACUAUAAACAUGAAACCAGUGGAAAUGAAAAAUGAUAUUUCAAAAGAAUGGGAAUAUAUUAGAAAGCAAAUGGAAAGGUUAAAUGAUGUUAAACGUGAACAAAUUAAUUCGGGGCUCAUGAAUUUUAAACAAGGGGAUAAAGUUUUGAUUCAUCUCGAUUAUGGAAAAACUAAUAAAUCAAUGACAAAAAGAAGACGAAGAUUUGACACAAUAGCUGAAUUUGUUAGAUAUAUUAACGGCAAUGCAUUAGUUGAAGUUGACAAUAAAUUAAUAGAAAUUCCGAUUUAUUUUAUUACUCCAUUAUAUUUAAAUAAUAUUUAA